GAUGGACAAGGAUAUCUUGGAGAGCGUCUUGAAGAGGAACUGGAAAGAGUCCAGCCUGGAGAAGAUUGUAAGCGUAGAAAGUUCGCCAGCCGUUGCAAAGAACUUGAACUUCUUGUCGACCGUCGACAGGCUCAAACUGAAAUCGAUCCUAGGCAAUGGGAAGGUUGUCAACAAGAGUCUCAUCAUCAAAUUGGGCACAAAUCCCAACGAGUUUCAAUCAGAGUUCAAUGGAAGGUACGAUACCUUCAGGAAAGAAGUAAUGAUGUACGACACACUAAUAAAAAUCGAACACCUCAUGGAAGAAUUUGAAGAUACGGAAGAUAUACUUUGGUGCAAAAUGGUCCACCACAUCCCCUACAGCUGUAUCGUACUGGAGGAUUUAAAGGCCAAAGGGUUUCACAUGGCGGAAAGAGGACAAUUUUACGACUUGGAUCACGCUUUGUUAGCAGUGCACUCCCUGGGGAGGUAUCAUGGGAUGUUUAAGACACUUGAGGCGAGGGGAUUAUCUCCGCAAGGAUUAAAAACUUGGUUUCUCUUCGACAACGAAGAAAUGCAUGAUUAUUUUUAUUGGGACAUGACUGCUUUGAAAGAUGGCGUCCAACGACUGUGGGAUCCGAGUUGGACACCGAUUGUAGAAAAAAUAAAAAUUACCAAAACAGAAUUCCACGAGAGGUUGAAAAAAUUUGCCGAAUUAGACGAGUCCAAAUUUAAUGUUACAAACCAUGGAGACUGCCAUAAAAAUAACAUUGUUGUCAAAUAUGGUUGGGAUAAAAGGCCGAUUGCUAUGAGAUUUUUGGACUUUCAACUAGUGCAUUACGGAUCUCCUUGCAUUGAUUUAACUUACAUGUUUUACCUGGCCGUUGAUCCUUUUGUUCGACGAGAGAACUUCGAUCUUAUAUUAAGGACGUACCACAACUCCCUGGUAAACACCUUGGACAAGUAUAACUUCCAAGGAAACAAACCCGACUUAGAGGAAAUCAAAGAUGGUAUGGAGAAGUAUUCUUUCAUGGGAUUAAUGCUCUCUCUCACCUGGCAUCCUAAUUUUUUACAAUCGGAGAAGAUGGAAGAACUUCGCGAUUUCGAUAAGAUAGCAGCCACUGAAGGAAAGGAAGGAUAUGCCGACGAAGGUUUCCAUCCUGAAAUUCUUGAAAAAAAUAUUGGACCUGAUAUAAUUGCUUUUGUGGAUAGGUUUUGCUCAGAUAGUUAAUAAAUAAAAUUAAUUCAUAA
Messenger RNA from Nezara viridula (southern green stink bug), 1227 nucleotides. Lineage: Eukaryota; Metazoa; Arthropoda; Insecta; Hemiptera; Pentatomidae. The record is from the annotation of a GenBank genome assembly.